AUGCCGCGAAAAAGGAAUGCUACUCAUGAUUCUUGGGACCCAAAGGCGGUCACCAAGAAGUUCAAAAUAACAAGAGAUACGGCGCUAGAGGAGUUCUUGGUCAUCGGUAUCGAUUUUGGAACGACCUACUCUGGUGUUGCCUGGGCUACAGCGGAAGACUUCGGAAACGACCAAAUCAAUUUCAUUACCGUUUGGCCCGAUGCCGACUUGGAAGAAGCAAAAGUCCCUACCACCUUGGUCUACAGACCUGAGGGGACUCAGUCCUGGGGCUACCAAGUUCCCUUUGAAGACAGAGACCGCCUCUCCUGGUUCAAGCUUUUGCUUCUCCGCGAUGAAGAUCUCCCCAAAGAAAUCAAAGAAUCCGAACCUCUCUUACAAGCCCGAAUGCUCCUAGAGAAACUCGGCAAGACACCUGUCGAAGUAAUCGCUGACUAUCUGAGGAAGCUUUGGGAGCACACCCUCCAAACGAUUGCCAAGGCGCGGUCGUCAACUCUUUUGGACGCGCUCAGGUUCCACGUUGUCCUCACUGUUCCCGCCAGCUGGAAAGACUAUGCAAGGCGCGCCAUGAAGGAUGCAGCGAAACGUGCCGGCAUAACUUCAGAUCGCCCUUCUGGAGAGACUGUACUUUCAUUUGCCAUGGAGCCAGAAGCCGCGGCGCUCGCCACGAUCUGGGAAAAAGAGCGUCGCUUGAAGGCGGAUGACGUUUACAUGAUCUGUGAUGCAGGUGGCGGCACUGUCGACAUUAUUACCUACAAGGUUGGGAGCUUGGAUCCAAUUGAGCUACACGAGGCUGCUGGAGGUGAAGCGGGAAUUUGCGGCGGAAUGUUCAUCGAUGAGAAGUUUCGUCUCAUUUGCAAAGCUCGGCUCGGACGUCAUUGGUUCAACCUAACCCUGAAAGGCAUCGGUGAAAUCAUGCAGUCCCAGUGGGAACAUGGCAUCAAGACAAUCUUUUCUUCGAAGAAUGAGAAGAAGAAACACAUCAUAAGCGUCCCGGCCGAGGCGUUUGCCACAAAGAAGGACAUGAAUGAUCAAUCUAGAGAACCGAAGAUUAUAGACGGACGAAUUUACUUCUCUGUUUCGGACAUUCAGAAGGCGUUUGAAGAAUCGUUUGCGAAGAUUGCGGAUCUCGUUUCUCAGCAAAUCUCGAAAUCUGCCCCUUACCCCGUGACGGCUAUCAUUCUCGUUGGAGGGCUUGGUUCAAGCCCUUACCUUUAUGAGCAUUUAUCUGACAAGUACAAGGGUAAGCCAGAGGUCUUGCAAGCAGGUGGCACGAAACCACGCAGCGCGAUCUGCCGAGGAGCCGUCUAUAAGGGCUUUAUGGACAGACUUAACGGAAACCCCAGCGGCCUUUCCGCCCGGGCGCAUAUGUCUGUGGUUUCGACUAUCGCUAGGCUUAGCCUGGGUAUUGAAAUGAAUGAGAAAUUCAUAAAAGGCGUCCACCGUGAAGAGGACAAGAUUUGGGCGCCUCUUCAAGGUGAAUGGAGGGCACAGCGCCAGAUGCGAUGGUACUUGAAGAAGGGGGAUGUGGUCAUGGCGGCUGAACCUAUCAGACACCUCUUCUACUGCCUUUUCGAGAACGAAUCAUACAAGGACGGCAUCACCCUUACAUUUCUACAAUGCGGCCUGGACAACCCGCCCAACCGACGCGACGGAUCGGUCACUAAGAUGGGUUCGAUUCAUUGUCAAACAAGUCAUCUGGCCAAAGAUUUUGAGAUUUUCAUAUCCGCAGAAGAUGAGAAGUGUAAGAAGAUGAACUACGAAGUGGACAUGGUGCCAUCCGGAGCGUCCACGGUCUUUACAGUCCAUUUCAAAGGCCAGAAGCUUGGGACCCACGAGUGCCAGCUGGAUCUCACCUAA
Molecule: messenger RNA, 1857 nt
Organism: Clonostachys solani
Lineage: Eukaryota; Fungi; Ascomycota; Sordariomycetes; Hypocreales; Bionectriaceae
Source: the annotation of a GenBank genome assembly